Messenger RNA from Eremothecium gossypii ATCC 10895, 1128 nucleotides. It is a transcript of the gene PFA4, whose product is annotated as palmitoyltransferase PFA4. Gene Ontology annotation, molecular function: protein-cysteine S-palmitoyltransferase activity. Gene Ontology annotation, cellular component: endoplasmic reticulum; endoplasmic reticulum membrane; Golgi apparatus. The transcript has a single exon. Bases 1 to 1128 code for a protein of 375 amino acids. The record is from RefSeq and is marked provisional. Lineage: Eukaryota; Fungi; Ascomycota; Saccharomycetes; Saccharomycetales; Saccharomycetaceae. Gene Ontology annotation, biological process: peptidyl-L-cysteine S-palmitoylation; protein targeting to membrane.
AUGGCUGUGCUUGUAAAAUGGCCCUGGUUAGGUGUCGCCAUUCCCUGUUUUCUCAUUAGUUUCACGGGAUAUUUCGCUCAUUUCUUUGUUCUAACCAACUUUCUGAGCUUCAAAGAACUACUAUGGUUCCAAGUUAGCCUCUCUAUGAUAUGGAUAUCGUACUGGAAAGCUAUAUAUAAAAAUCCAGGGAGACCUACUAAAGGAUUCCGACCUUUGAGAUAUGAAUGGCAAAAUUACUGUACCAAAUGCGAAACCUAUAAGCCAGAACGUACACACCAUUGCAAAAGAUGCAACCAGUGUGUAUUAGUCAUGGAUCACCAUUGCCCUUGGACGAUGAAUUGUGUGGGUUACAAAAACUUUCCCCAUUUCAUUCGAUUUUUGUUCUGGAUCAUAGCAACAACUGGAAUCUUAUUACAUUAUUUCGUGAAGCGCAUCAAAUUUACCUGGGUAAACAGAUAUGCAACGGCAAACCUGGUUUCAAAGCAGGAAUUGAUAUUUCUGACUAUUUUAACUCCCCUUGAUGCGUUUAUUCUAUUGACAAUUUCUUUAUUGUUUGUGAGAUGUGUCAAAAACCAAAUAGUAAACGGAAGGACCCAAAUUGAAGCGUGGGAAAUGGAUAGAAUCGAAAAUUUAUUCUAUCAUCAGCGCCUGCUUCCCCAACUCUUGACUAAUUUAAAAGAGAUUUAUCCUGGAUCAUUAGAGGGACAGGAAAAGGAGGUAGAAGAAUUUCUUUCAAGUUCAACAUGCUCUUUUGAUGAAGUUAUCAAUUUUCCGUAUGAUAUAAAUCCUUGGGUAAACUUGCUCAAUUGUAUGGGCUCACCACUUAAUUGGCUCAAUCCAUUUGGUGGCCCCAAAGCAGAUGGCAUGGUUUUCCAGAAAAAUGAGAUCUCAGAUUAUGAUGAAGCUACCUCUAUACAGGACAAGUUGUUGGCGCUGCCUUGGCCUCCAGACGACACUAGACAUGGGAUAGCGUUUCCUUCAGUCUCACAUGUUGAAAAAGACACACAAGGUGGAGAACAGGUUGUCCGAAGAAGACAUGUACCUAUCGCUGUCCCUCCUAGAAAUGAAUGGUAUAACGAUUGGGGAGAAAGCUUGGAGCACUUUGGUGUUGAUGUUGAAGUCGAGUAA